Molecule: messenger RNA, 1549 nt
Organism: Hermetia illucens (black soldier fly)
Lineage: Eukaryota; Metazoa; Arthropoda; Insecta; Diptera; Stratiomyidae
Gene: Ccz1
Product: vacuolar fusion protein CCZ1 homolog
Exons: 7
Coding region: 73-1524 (483 amino acids)
Biological process (GO): vesicle-mediated transport
Cellular component (GO): Mon1-Ccz1 complex; intracellular membrane-bounded organelle
Source: RefSeq, a predicted model, not a curated record
AGCGCUCAUUUGACAUAACAUGCGCUUGGAGAUGAUGCUCAGCUGACAGCCACUGCCUCUGUCAAACAGCUGAUGGGACACCAGACGUCAAGCGACAGUUGCCAAACAAUCAUGACUGGCCGCGUAGAAAUGUCUUUGAGGAAUUUCUUCAUAUUCAAUUCGCAGUACGGGAAAAAGGAAGGCGAGGAACACCAGAAGAUUUUUUUCUAUCAUCCCGCCGACAUCGAUCUCAACACAAAAGUCAAAGAUGUUGGACUCUGCGAAGCGAUAAUUCACUUUACAAACAAUUUCACAUCGAGCGAUGGCUGCCAGGCGUUGAACACACAGAAAACAUCUCAAAUCUUUUAUCUGCCCGAAAAGGAUUUCUGGAUGGUCAUGACGCUGAACGCGCCGUGGGAAACAAAAACACGAGACGGCAAUGAGUACACAGAAUACAGGGGCGGAGACAUGCACACGACUAUCUACCGCGCGGUACUGCGCCAGGCAUAUCAGAUGUUCCGACUGUUCGCGGGAACCUUCGAGAUGAACUUUGUCGGGGAGACGGAGGCGGAGAAAAUAGAGAAUCUGAAGAAGAAGUUGGAGGUGUUUUACUCAAAGUAUUUGUUGACGAUAAAACUGAAAAGCUGUGAUAUCCUCGAUGUGGUGCAAAGUAUCCAGUAUCUGCCGCUCGAGAGGAUGCUCUUCCUGCGCAUCCACACGUUCAUAAACAUGAUCGAGGAGACAUUUCCGCGGAUUCAAAAGUGCAUUUUCCUCUACAAUGAUCAGCUGGUUUGGAGCGAAGUCUCCCCGUCAGAUUUGUAUUCAAUUUACGAAUACCUCACUGGGACCCUAUUCCAGAAGGCAAAAGAAACCGAGUUGAAGGGCGGGUCCCUGAAGCGAAGUUAUUCAUUGGAGGGAUCGCGGCACGGGUCGUUCAUCACCGGACCGGAAUCACCCGACUCCCAAGGCAAAGCGCCAAAAGUCUUCGUGACCAGUGGAUCGGAUCUGCGGAGCUACUACAUGGUUGUCUACCGAGCGCUAACUGCCUCUAUCUGCCUUCUCGUAAACGCCGAAUCCCCGCCUACCGAAGACUUCUACUCAGAACUGCAUUCCUUCAUGGGACCCCAACUCUCCAGUAUUGCAUCGAAAAUCGGGGAAUCGUACGCGAAAUCCGCAACAGGCAAUCCCGCAAAAAUAGGCAACGAGCAGGACUGCGCCUCGCCCAAGUACCUCUUCAUAAACGAGCUUACAUUACGGCACACGGGCACGGUCCACGUCCAUCCACAGCGUCCCAACACCCCUGCCCUGCCCCUCUUCGUAACCAACCUAAUCGCCGACCUCUACGACAGCAAAAGGGACCUCCAAGGGAAGUACGAGGAGACAGUGGUCAAGGCCCUGAACGACUACUGGGUGGUGAAGCGGACUUCCAACUGGCGCGAGUUCUACGUGAUCGUGAACAACAACAAAGCCACGCUCCUGGACAUAACGAAUGAAGCGAACAAACUGUUUGAGCAACAAAUUACAAAUGUAUUUUUCGAAAAGUGAUUAAAGACCCACUUCUAUGACUAUG